Schizophyllum commune H4-8 is the source of this 1409-nucleotide messenger RNA. RefSeq lists its product as uncharacterized. Bases 214 to 1221 code for a protein of 335 amino acids. The transcript has 5 exons. Gene Ontology annotation, molecular function: structural constituent of nuclear pore. NCBI's taxonomy places the organism in Eukaryota, Fungi, Basidiomycota, Agaricomycetes, Agaricales, Schizophyllaceae. Gene Ontology annotation, biological process: mRNA export from nucleus. Gene Ontology annotation, cellular component: nuclear pore. The record is from RefSeq and is a predicted model, not a curated record.
GGGGUACUCAACGCGUCGUUUGACAGGUGCAAAGGCCUGGCCGACCAGAACAACAUACUCCAUACCCACCUCGAGAGCGUCAGCUCGCAAGCGGCACGCAUCAAGCAGGCGGCUUCCGCGGAUGGCGAUGAGAAUACAACUGGCGGCGAAGAGGCGGACGAGCACCUGCACAAGGUCACGGCGUACUUGCGACAGAGUCUGCAUGUCGCCGAGAUGCAGAUUGACGUCAAGCAGAAGGACAUCAUCCGGCAGCAGAGCACCAUUGAGCACCUCCAGAAGUCAGUGUCCGACCUCGAGUCGCAGCUGCAGAAUGCACGGGAGAAGAUCGUCCAGAACGCUGCCGCGUCCGCGCAGCACGACGAGUUGAUGGACCGCAUCAACCAGAUGAACAUUCUGAGGGAGAGCAACGCAACGCUGAGGGCCGAGUCUGAAGCGAACGCUCGCAAGGUUAAGGAGCUCGAGGCGAAGCUGCGCGAGGUGACAGCACAGCUGGAACCGGCGAAGGAGCAGGCGCGUGUUGCGAAGGCAGAGCUCGAGUCUCGCGAUGCGCACAUCCAGAAGCUGGAAGCCGAGGUCAAGCACUGGCAGGAGCGCUGCCAAUCGCUCAUGAGCAAGUACAACCGCGCGGAUCCUGCCGAGAUGCAGGCCCUCAAGGACCAGAGCGAUGCAUUGGCCAAGCAAGUGGAGGAGUUGAAGCAGCAGCAGACAGCGCUUGAGGCGCAGGUGGCCGAGAAGACGGAGCAGUACGAGGCGAAGGACCGGGAGCUCGCUGCCAAGCAAGCUACGAUGGAUCGCUGGAGGGCGGCGGAGAAGGAGAACGUCAACCGGUUCAAGAAGCGGAUGGCGGACGCGAACGAGCGCGAGAAGGAGUACCAGUCUUCGACUGCGACCCUCAAUGCGAAGAUCGCUGAGCUUGAGGAUGCUCUCAAGGCUCAACAAGAAGCUCAAGCCGCCACCGCAUCCGCCUCGCCUGAGGUCACGCCCGAGCUAGCAACUCUCCGUGAGGAAAGGGACCGCCUUUUGGCGGAAAACAAGAAGCUCCUGGAUGAGAAGACGACCUGGACGAUUGCAUCUGCGACUGGGGAAGGGGCCACCGCUCCCUCCGAUGAGGCGCGUGCCGCAUGGGAGUCUGAGAAGGCCGAGCUCAUUAAAGCUCGCGACGACGCUCUUGCCAAGGUUCAAGUUGGUGGUUUUAAUGUCAUCAAGUACGGCACUGGCUGACCAAGUUACAGUCUUCCGAAUCAGCUACUCAAGAGGUUGAGCGUCUGCGCACGAUGAAUGAGAAGAUGAAGCAGCAGAUCGCACAAUCCAACGCUCGUGCUGCCGACCUGCAGCGCUCCCUGCACGAGAAGACGCAAGCUGUCAAGGCAGCCGAUGAACGCGCGCGGGCUGAGGCGCAAUCCGGCGCA